Plodia interpunctella (Indianmeal moth) is the source of this 6050-nucleotide messenger RNA. It is a transcript of the gene Sema5c, whose product is annotated as Semaphorin 5c. The coding region runs from base 426 to 3722 and encodes 1098 amino acids. NCBI's taxonomy places the organism in Eukaryota, Metazoa, Arthropoda, Insecta, Lepidoptera, Pyralidae. Gene Ontology annotation, molecular function: semaphorin receptor binding; chemorepellent activity. Gene Ontology annotation, biological process: semaphorin-plexin signaling pathway; axon guidance; neural crest cell migration. The record is from RefSeq and is a predicted model, not a curated record. The transcript is spliced from 20 exons.
AUUUGUUUCAUUCACGCACACUGUUGCAGUGAUUGUGGUUGUUGCAUGGCGUGAAGCUUGGUCGAACUUUUUGUAUUUUUUCUUUCCGUGUUGUGUAGAGUUUUAACCAUAACCACUUGAUAUUCUGCCCACCGUUUACUGAAGUCUACAAAACUUUAUUUUUGUGGUCUUCAUUUCAAGAUUAAAUUGUAGUGCGAAGUGAAAUCUCUGUCAUCUAAAGUCCAGAUGUUGCACCGUACGACAAUAACCUCGUUUGGUGUCAACAAAUAAUAAUAAACAGUGAUCCGACGAGAACUAGUGGUAUUACACAAAAAGUUAAGUGUUGAAUAAAACAAUGGCCUAAACUGGAUGUCUGAAGGAUAUCAUGCGAUCUAAGAACUUGAAUUUCGUUGUGACUUCACCCACAUAACGUUUAUGUUCACAACAUGCUGUUGCACACGUACAGAGUUGCUGCCCUGGUCCUGCUCAGCGCUCUCAGCAAGGGAGACCUGCCUGAAGACGACUUCAGGAUAAUACACAGACAGGAUCUGCUGGCCACAGACACGGACCUGUUCGAGGAUAACAGCAGUAAAUCGUUCUCUCAACUGUCGUUCGACGUCGCAAGGGACCAGCUCAUUGUGGGCGCGAGGGAUGCCCUAUACAGAUUAUCACUCCGAGGCCUCCGGCCUUUAGAGCGUGCUGAUUGGCCAGCAGACCCCAACAAGGUGGAACUGUGCCUGGCGAAGGGGCAGACUGAGGAGGAUUGUCACAACUACAUCAAAGUACUGCUGCCGUACGAGCAUAGGUUGUUUGUGUGCGGCACCAAUGCGUUCAGUCCAGAAUGCAGUUGGAGAGAAAUCGAGUCGAUCCGCAACGCGUCGCAGUCGUCCACGGGCGUGGCGAGCUGUCCAUACAACCCUCGGUCCAACGUGACGGCCAUCUUGGCCAGUGGGGGGGAGUACUAUGCCGGAACCCCUACGGACUUCAGCAGCUCUGACACUGCCAUUUGCAGGAGCCGUGGCUCAGGGCCUCACAACGUGACGACGCUCCGUACCACGCAGUACGAUCAGAAUUCUCUCAACGAACCUCAAUUUGUCGGCAGCUUCGAAGAUGACAACUACGUCUACUUCGUGUUCAGAGAGAUUGCUGUCGAGUUCAUGAACUGUGGCAAGAUAAUAUACUCCCGCAUCGCUCGAGUGUGCAAGAAUGACUCCGGCGGCCAUUUCCUCCGCAAGAACAACUGGAGCACAUUCCUGAAGGCUCGUCUCAAAUGUGUCGUCCAUGGCGACCUCCCCUUCCAUUACGACGAGGUUCAGAGCGUGGAGUACUUGCCACAGGAACAGAUACUAGUGGCUACCUUUACUACACCCGUAAACAGCAUAACAGGCAGUGCGGUCUGCAUAUACAGCUUAGCAGACAUACAUGAAGCAUUCGAGGGAAUGUUCAAAGUUCAAGACUCGCCUACUUCGAGUUGGGAGCCCCGCGCGCCGGACGCCGAAGCGAGGGAUCAUUUUCGAUGCGUACCUGAUACUAGGCCACUCCAAUCCAUCGGCUACCUCGACUACCAGCUCAUGAACAACCCAAUCGUGCCCACAUCCGGAGAACCAGUAUACAAGAUCAACUCCGAACGACUGACCCACGUGACCGCUGACGUCACUAGUACUAAGGACGUCAAGAGACAAUUCGUUCUAUACGUGUCGACGCAAAGUGGUGACGUCAUGAAGUUGUCAGUCCUACCUACAUUGGAUCGAGCGUGUUUAGUUGAGAUCUGGAGAUUGAAUGCCAAUGUUUUGGCUAUGCAGUUUGUGAAGGACACUAUGUCAGUGUACAUCGGAAGCGACAAAGGCGUGAUGCGCAUAGGCAGCGAGCGAUGCGCGCGAUACAAGAGCCGCAGCGGCUGCGUGGGCGCAUCCGACCCCCACUGCGGCUGGGACGAUGCUUUGGACAGAUGCGUGCGCGCAGCCGACCAUUUGAACGAACCUAGAUUCGCACAAUCUACUGGUUCUUGCCCUAUUAAUUCUGCCGUUGUGGACGGAGGCUGGUCCUCAUGGUCAGACUGGGAGAAAUGUGUUCAAGAUGGUACUUCGCGAACCGUAUAUGGCGAUGAGAAACCUGAGGACACGUGUUUCUGUCGCACGCGACGCUGCGACAACCCCGCGCCGGCCAAUGGCGGCGAGCCUUGUAAAGGAGUUAGCAUAUCAGUGACAAACUGUACGGUGCACGGCGGUUGGUCGGCAUGGGGCGGGUGGUCCGAGUGCUCGGCGUCCUGCGGCAUCGCGAUCAAGUCCCGCCGCCGCAAGUGUUCGUCCCCCGCCCCCAAAUUCGACGGCCGCGUGUGCGUCGGCCCCGAUGUCGAUCACAUGUACUGCUCCAACUUGCCGCCGUGUCCAGAUCCAGCUCGCAUGCCGGUCGACGGCGGCUGGUCCGAUUGGACUUCCUGGUCCGAAUGUCAGCCCGCCGUGUCCGGUGCCGACUGUGGCGUCGGUUACCGGGAACGGCGCCGGACCUGUUCGCAACCGGCGCCCAAACAUGGCGGCCAACCGUGCGACGGCAACAAUAGAGAGAGGCAACAUUGUGAGCUGCAGCCGUGUGGCCAGCACAGGAAGACGACAGCCUGGUCGCCCUGGGUUCAGAUUCCGGCCAAUUCUUCUGAUGGCGAUUACUCAGAGAAACGCUUCAAGUUCUUAUGCAAAUCCUCGUCAGCAGAGCAAUUAGAGCUGUCAAUAUCCCGGGAAGAGGUCCGCUACUGCACCACACUGGGCUCGUGCACAGCCAGCGCGCCGGGCGCGGGCUGGAGUGGCUGGAGCGCGUGGAGCGCGUGCAGCGCGCCCUGCGGCGGCGGACAGCAGCGGCGCUCGCGGCGCUGCGUGCGCCCGCCCUGCGCCGGCGCAGCCGACAUGCUGCGCGCCUGUAACGUGCACCCCUGUGCUAAUACCAAAUGGUCGUGCUGGAGCGAAUGGAGCGAGUGCAGCGGCGGGUGCUCGGGCGGGCGAGUGAUGGGUCAUCGCAACAGGACCAGGAUGUGUCUCUCCCCCGACGGCUGUGAGGACGCCGCCGCCGCACUUGAACGCAAGCCUUGCGUCAGCCAUUGUGAAUCGUCGGACCGCGGUUGGGGGGAAUGGGGCGAGUGGUCGCCGUGCGGCAGCGGCGAGCGGGUGAGGCGGCGGUCGUGCGCCAGCGGCGCCUGCGUCGGCGCACAGAUGCAGGUGGCCGGCUGCGACGACAACGACCUCGACAAUGAAUUAUAUGCCAUGCCAGCCUACAGUCAGAACGUGGAGAUGGCUUCGUUCGUGACCGCCAGAGACGAUGGUUUGAGUGUGCCCAGCAUUGUGGGAUUCGCCGUGGCUUCCUUUGUUACCGGUUGCCUGGUCUGUUUAGCGGUGGUGAUAUUCUUCCAACGCCGCGGCACUUACUUGCCGUGUCGCCGUCAACAGAGGGUGCCCUCCAGUCCGCACUACAUCACAGCUAAGCCGAAUAGCUACGUAUCCGUACCGCUCAAGGAAGUACCCCGGAAAGCGAAGCGUCAGCCAUCGUUCACUGGCAUUGGCGGCUCCAGCGGCAUUCUGCUUUCAAAAAGCAACAAUUUAUCAAAUGCUAACAACCACAACAACGCUAUGACGACACCCAAACUAUAUCCUAAAGCCAUAGCCAAUGAGUAUGACUCUAUGGGCACUCUAAAAAGGCAUUCUAAUCAACCAAAUAAUAGGAGCAACCUGGAUUUAGAAGAAGAUAAGUUUUAUUGAUAUUUCUGCGACGACUGAAAUGGAUAAGAUAAUAUUUCCUCCUUGCUCCUUUAUUAGUGGAGCCAUAUUUGAAUUUAUGACGCGUCGAAAAUUGGUAGCUCGCCAAAACCUGACUGGUUGAUUGCUAUUCGUAAAUGGUGAUUCCGCUGUCUUGAGAUGUAAAUCCAAGAAAUACAAUAAACAAUUUAAAAUGUGAAUUCAUGGAAAUGUUUCCGUGGUUCGAUGUCAUAAAAUAUACCAACUAUUAUUCAGAUUGUACCCAUUACAUUUAAACUGAUUUAAAUCAAAUAAGAUAAAAUUGACCUGUAAUAAUGGACAGGAUUAUGUUGUCACCAUGUCUUAGUUCCAUUUUUGGAAUUUCAGAUUCAGAUUCAGAUUCAGAUUCAGAUUCAGAUUCAGAUUCAGAUUCAUUUAUUGCAAUGUCACAAAUAAUGUAAUAAUUUUAUGUAUAAAUAAUGUAAUGAAUUUUGUAAUAUCGAAGUAAGAAAUGAAAGUAUUUUUUCUAAUUUUUUAACAGGGCUUAGAAAAAGGAAUGGUGAUUAUGUUGACUAAAACAUAACUAUACUUUUGUUUGUUUAUUGUUGUUUAGAUUUGAUGUCCGUGACAUCGAAAGACCUACUAAGGAAUUUAAAUUUAUCGUAAUGCAAUAUAAAAGAUAUUCUGUAGUAACGAAACGAAUGUAUGUUGAUUAUUUACGAUAUUAUUCAUUAAAAAGAACGCCUAAAAUGUGUUUCGAUAAAAAAAAUAUUUUUUUAAAAUAAUGAAAAAAGAAAUGUUUCGUCCUUAAUUGAAUUUAUUAUAACUGAAAUACGUUUUAAGCGUUCGUCGUUAAAAUUUUAUGAAUAAUAUGUAUUUCCUACGUUGAGUGAGCAUAUUGUAUCGAUGAUAUGAAGAAUGUACUUACAAAAAUGUGAUUGUGUAUUAGAUAAGUAGGUAAAAAUCCAGUGCCAUUCUAAAAUUUAGAAUAUUUUUUCUAAACUUAAGAUAUAAGAGGCAUCGAUAUUUUUUGUAUUAAUUUAAAGAAACAAAUAAAUUAAUUAAAGCCAAGAAUGUGCCAUGUAAAUAGAUUAAGAUAAUGUAAAUAGAUAUUUUAUAUUAACAUAUAUGAUUUAUGUAUACAAAGUAAUUCCAUAUGCCACAUAUACAUAUAGCAGUACAAAAUAGGUGCCUUUGCCAGAAUAUUUACAAAAAUAUUUACGAUAGAUUUGACUAUAUUUUGUUGAAUAUUUUUCAACAUAUACGUGGCUCAUGUUGAGUCGAAAUUGUUAUUUAUGGACGGAUGCUUUGGAGCGUAGACAUGAUAGUUACUAGAAGUGUGUGUACAUUGUACAAACAAUAAAUUAAAUGAAAAAUAGGCGUUUAUUUCAGGAACUUUUUAUGUCGACCGUACACUUUGCUCAUCAUUUUGGAGUACAUCUUGGGAUUCUAAACGUUUCCUUUAACAUUUCUGUGAAAUGAGACCAAUUGUGAUUAUUUAUUUUUUAUUAUAAGUACCUAUAUAUUUUCAAAAUUACUAAAAAGUGGUUUUAACAGUUAUUUCAAAAACGGAUUAGUAUAUCAAUUUAAAAUAUGUAGUUAGGUAUAACGUGAUUGACAAAAAAAACAACCAAUGUGCUCCCAGUGAUUAUGAUGUCUAUGUAACUUUUUAUAUUUUUAUAUGUGUAAAAUGAUAAUUGUUAUAUGGGAAUAGAUAUAAGUAGACUGCCGGGAAUAAGUGUGUGUGCGUUUCCUAGAAUAUUAUAACAUAUCAUUCCUAUCUAACUUUCCAAUUAAAGUUAUAGUUAUUUUAAUAUAAUUUCAGACCAUUGAUUUUUGUUGCGCGUAAUAUUUUUUCUAAAUAUUUCUUAUCAGACCUAAGCAGUUUGUUUGGAGUAAUUAAGUAAAAUUAAGUAAUUUUUGGGGCAUUCUUGUAAUAUUACUCUUUAAGUGAUCUCAAAUAAUGAGUUCUUUUUUAAAGGACUUUGGCCCUAGAUUCUUUAUUAUUAAUUUCUUGCGCUAAAAGAGCAAAUGCACAAAUUCUAGUUUUUUUUUAUUGUGCCUCUACUAGGCAUGCACAAUUUGUAUUAUAUUGGAGGCUUUUUGUAUACUCACCGAUAGUAUUUAAUGUUUUGCUUUUCAAUUUUUGUAUGUUUGUACAAAAUAUCAAAUUAAUUUACAUCAUUUUGUACGAAAACUGUUUUUGUUGUAAAAUCUAAUGAAGUACCUAUUUAAAAUAUGUAAUGUCAAAUUAUUAUUAUGCUAAUUUUCGUUAUCAUAAUUGAGUGGAUAUGAAUGUUGUAUGUUAUGGAAUAAUUGCAAAAGUGGAGUAUCAAUAAAGACUGUCUAAUA